Messenger RNA from Cladocopium goreaui, 1866 nucleotides. Lineage: Eukaryota; Dinophyceae; Suessiales; Symbiodiniaceae. The record is from the annotation of a GenBank genome assembly.
AUGGUCUCCAGAGAUGCUGCCAGGGGGAGAGUUGCAUUGAAGGUUAGCAACCAUGAUGGGCUUCCAAAUGUAGGACCAGUAGGAGUAGGACAAGUAGGACACAAGAAGUGGGGUUCCAGAGAUGCAGCUCCUCAGUCCCUCUCUCCGAGAGCAAGAUCUGAGUCGGUUGACCGAACGAGAAAACCGCCUGACAUGACUCCAAAGAAGAUGCGUAAGUUGCCUCGACCGCAAGCUCACCAUCAGAAAGAACUUGCACGGCCAGAAAAACGCCCUGAGCCACAGAAGCAGAGCCGAGAAGCCAGGACUUCUUCGGCGUCGUCAAGGAAAGCCAGGUCUUCUUCCGCUUCUUCGAGGAGUCGAAAAGCCAGGGCUUCAUCGUCUUCUUCGAGGAGUCGCAAAGCCAGGAAUUCUUCGUCUUUUUCGAGAAGUCGCUCCCCGAGGGCCAAGCAGAAAGCGUCUUCCAGUGGUGCUCAAAGGUCCAGGCCAUCUCCACUACGUGGGCGGCUGUGGGGUUUUGACGUGAGCAAGUAUGAUGGGAAUUGGAAAGGGGCGACGGUCGAUUUCUUCAGGCGGUUGCAACGUUCUGACCCUAAAGAUCCUCCCUUUGGGAUCUAUCAUACAGUGAGGGAUGAGGAGGGCCUCUACCAUUCCACGCUGCAACUCACUGACAAAGCUCGAGCAGCUGCCCGUCUGAAAAAAUUGCACUACAAAGGAGAAGGGGAGCGUACCAAAAUAGCAGCAGAGGUUUCAGCAGCUCGUGUGCUUUGGGAUGAUCCUCGUAUAAGGGAGAAAGCCGCAAAGCUGCGACCUGGGAAGACGGCUAUGAAGCGUAGGAAAGCCUGUGCAGAGCACAAUGCCAGGCGCAAAGCGCAAUGGUUGGCACGCGUUGAGGGUUCUUCCCUGGCUUAUUCCAUCAGCGUCGGAUCCUUAGCUCCACAAGAGCUUUUGGGCAUCUGCUUCUUGCGGAUGACCAAUCGCCUUCGUGCAUGUGGCACAGCUCAGUGGUUCCCGAUCCUAUUGGAACGAGCCCGAGCACAACUGUUCCCACACCAGUCGGGAAGCCUGGGUGCGUCAUCGGUUCUGCGGUCGGGACCGGCCGUCUCAGAGGCUGAAGCCUGGAAGAAGCAGGCCAUGUCCAAGGACAGCGCGGGAGCGGAAGCACUGCAGGAAAAAGUGCAGUUGCAGGUGGAGCUGGAACGGCAGAAAGCAGAGGACGUCGGCGGCCAAGCCCUGAAGGAAUGUGAAACCCUGCAGGUUGACCUUGGCAAGCUGAGCAGCUCCAACCAAAACGCCGACGGUGGUGAGUUGGAGGCCGCGAAGCGAAAGGCGCUCGAGGAAUUGGAGCAGGAGCGUCAGUUCGCCAAGGAGGCGGCCAGUGAGUGCACUGAGCUGAAAGCCCAGGCACAAUCCACUAGUGUGAAGAUGACCGAAGUUGAAAACCAGUGCAAAACGGCAGAGGCCGCGAAGCGAAAGGCGCUCGAGGAAUUGGAGCAGGAGCGUCAGUUCGCCAAGGAGGCGGCCAGUGAGUGCACUGAGCUGAAAGCCCAGGCACAAUCCACUAGUGUGAAGAUGACCGAAGUUGAAAACCAGUGCAAAACGGCAGAGGCCGCGAAGCGAAAGGCGCUCGAGGAAUUGGAGCAGGAGCGUCAGUUCGCCAAGGAGGCGGCCAGUGAGUGCACUGAGCUGAAAGCCCAGGCACAAUCCACUAGUGUGAAGAUGACCGAAGUUGAAAACCAGUGCAAAACGGCAGAGGCCGCGAAGCGAAAGGCGCUCGAGGAAUUGGAGCAGGAGCGUCAGUUCGCCAAGGAGGCGGCCAGUGAGUGCACUGAGCUGAAAGCCCAGGCGGCCAGACGUGGGGGGUGCUAA